Messenger RNA from Penicillium odoratum, 225 nucleotides. RefSeq lists its product as uncharacterized. Gene Ontology annotation, cellular component: membrane. NCBI's taxonomy places the organism in Eukaryota, Fungi, Ascomycota, Eurotiomycetes, Eurotiales, Aspergillaceae. The record is from RefSeq and is a predicted model, not a curated record. The coding region runs from base 1 to 225 and encodes 74 amino acids. The transcript has a single exon.
AUGAACCUGUAUAUCGCCCAAUCCGUCUUUAUUUACUUGGCACCACCCGUCUACUCAGCCGCCGCAUACAAUAUUGUCGGUCGACUCAUGAACUACGCCCCCAUGCACGCCGUUCUCAAUCUCAAUCGCGUCCUGAUUCUCUUCGUCUACGUUGGCGCCGCUGUUGAAAGCAUCACCGUGGCAGGUGCAGCGAAGAAUGCCGCUGCUGGCACAGAUAUAGACUGA